CGGCCGGCCCCGCCGCCAUCUUGCUUCCUUUCCAGUCGGUCGUGACCGCGGUCCACAGAGGCUUGAGCCAUGAGGCUACUACCCAGAGCCGGACUCCUUUCGAGAUUUUAUUCCCUCAAAGUUGCCCCCAAAGUUAAAGCCGCAGCCGCCCCUGCAGGAGUGCCUCUACAUCCUCAGGACCUUGAGUUUACCAAAUUACCAAAUGGUUUGGUGAUUGCAUCUCUGGAAAACUAUGCUCCUGUGUGCAGAAUUGGUGUGUUCAUUAAAGCCGGCAGUCGAUAUGAGGACUCCAGCAACUUAGGGACCUCUCACUUGCUGCGCCUUGCGUCCAGCUUGACUACAAAAGGUGCUUCUUCUUUCAAGAUAACACGUGGAAUUGAAGCAGUUGGUGGUAAAUUAAGUGUGACUGCAACGAGGGAGAGCAUGGCAUACACCGUGGAGGGCCUGCGGGACGACGUUGAGAUCUUAAUGGAGUUCCUGCUAAACGUGACCACAGCACCAGAAUUCCGUCGUUGGGAAGUAGCUGAUCUUCAGCCACAGCUAAGAGUUGACAAAGCCGUGGCUUUUCAGAACCCACAAACUCGUGUCAUUGAAAAUUUGCAUGCUGUUGCUUACCGGAAUGCCUUGGCUAAUCCCUUAUAUUGUCCUGACUAUAGAAUUGGCAAAGUGACAUCAGAGGAGCUCCAAGAACCACGUUUCUGGAAAUUCUGGUUCCAACUUCUUAUUUCUGUUCCAACAGGUGUGAGUCAUCCUGUUCUCAAGCAAGUCGCUGAGCAGUUUCUCAACAUGAGGGGUGGACUUGGUUUAUCUGGCACAAAGGCCAAAUACCAUGGAGGUGAAAUCCGAGAACAGAAUGGAGACAGCCUCGUCCACGCUGCUGUUGUGGCAGAAGGUGCUGCGGUGGGAAGUGCAGAAGCCAGCGCGUGCAGUGUGCUCCAGCAUGUCCUGGGCGCGGGGCCCCACGUCAAGAGGGGCAGCAAGGCCACCAGCCUCCUUUACCAGGCGGUUGCUAAAGGGUCCCACCAGCCGUUUGAUGUUUCUGCCUUUAAUGCCAGCUACUCCGAUUCCGGGCUUUUUGGGAUUUACACUGUCUCACAGGCAUCAGCGGCCAGAGAUGUUAUCAAGGCUGCGUAUAACCAAGUAAAGGCAAUCGCUCAAGGGAACCUCUCCCCGGCAGAUGUCCAGACUGCCAAGAACAAGCUGAAAGCUGCAUACCUGAUGUCGGUGGAGUCCUCCAAGGGCUUCCUGGACGAAGUCGGCUCCCAGGCUCUGGGCGCUGGCUCCUAUGCGCCACCAUCCGCAGGCCUUCAGCAGGUGGACUCAGUGGCUGAUGCCGACGUCGUGAGUGCCGCAAAGAAGUUUGUUUCUGGCCAGAAGUCUAUGGCAGCAAGUGGAAACUUGGAGCACACGCCAUUCGUCGAUGAACUGUGAUGCAAGGGAGCCAGACGUCCUGGCUGGCCGGCCGAGCGGCAAGUGCAGCCAUCAGGAGCCUUUAGUGUGACACUGCUUGUUCUCCUUAGGUAAAAUAUCUUAAGAGUAUAAAUGCCGAUAAUUGCUCCCACCUGAGAGUCAAUAAAAUGUUCUGUUGAAAUGUUUUUGUUACAUU
Octodon degus (degu) is the source of this 1606-nucleotide messenger RNA. RefSeq names its product cytochrome b-c1 complex subunit 2, mitochondrial. The record is from RefSeq and is a predicted model, not a curated record. Gene Ontology annotation, biological process: proteolysis. Gene Ontology annotation, cellular component: mitochondrion. The coding region runs from base 70 to 1431 and encodes 453 amino acids. Gene Ontology annotation, molecular function: metalloendopeptidase activity; metal ion binding. Lineage: Eukaryota; Metazoa; Chordata; Mammalia; Rodentia; Octodontidae. The transcript has 14 exons.